Mycena indigotica is the source of this 5273-nucleotide messenger RNA. Its product is annotated as Pleiotropic drug resistance ABC transporter protein. Bases 4074 to 5273 code for a protein of 399 amino acids. The record is from RefSeq and is a predicted model, not a curated record. The transcript is spliced from 11 exons. Lineage: Eukaryota; Fungi; Basidiomycota; Agaricomycetes; Agaricales; Mycenaceae. Gene Ontology annotation, biological process: transmembrane transport. Gene Ontology annotation, molecular function: ATP binding; ABC-type transporter activity. Gene Ontology annotation, cellular component: membrane.
AUGUCCGCCCUCCAUAAUAUCGACGAGAACAGCACAAAACCGUCUCCCAACCUCUCACGUUCUCCCGCCGUUCAACACCGCAUCCCCAACGAAAUUCACAGACGGCGUUCCUCCAGUGUAUCCCAUGUCGAUGUCGAUUUUUUCGACCCCGCUGGCGUCCAGGGCCUCCAGCGCGCAGUCACUGCCAUGUCCGAGCGGAGUAUGCGACGACGCUCAUCAGUCGUUGAGUCGGACGGCACUCUCACUCCGGGCGAGGGCCCUUUUGACCUCGAGAAGACGAUGAAGUUUGUCGUGAAAAAGUUUGUCGUUAUCUCCCAACUCGUCAGCACAAAAUGUUUACAUCUGCUAGACUCGAAGAAGCUCAAAUCGAAACGCGUGAGCUGGGCGUGGUUUUCCAAGACCUGAAAGUUGUCGGACUUGGUGCAAACGCGUCAUAUCAGCCCACUCUUGGCUCGACCCUGAAUCCACUCUCUAUUUUGGAGCAAAUCAGGGCUUCGCGUCAUCCCCCGCUGCGCAACAUACUAGACGGCUUUACUGGAUUAGUCCGACCGGGCGAGAUGCUUCGUGAGUUCUUAGCGCUUGGUAAAGAAUAUCACUCAUUCCGGCCUCCAGUCGUUCUCGGCAGACCCGGCUCGGGCUGUUCGACGCUUCUCAAGACACUCUCCAACCACACCGAAGAAUUCCACUCCGUUUCCGGUUCCAGACACUACGACUCCCUCACCCCAGAAUACAUCCACGCCCAUUUCCGAGGCGAUAUUCGAUAUUGCCCAGAAGACGAUGUCCACUUCCCGACUCUCACUGUUGAGCAAACUUUGGAAUUUGCGGCUCGGCUGCGUGCGCCGCAAGCCCGAGCGAGGUUUCAAAAUCGCGAGGAUUAUAUUUCCAUGAUGGUGGAGAUCCUCUGCACCGUUUUCGGUCUACGCCACGUCCGGCAAACCUUGGUCGGUGACAACGCCAUUCGCGGUGUGUCUGGGGGAGAGAAGAAGCGUGUCAGUAUUGCAGAAGCAUUGGCGAUGCGGACUCGUUUGGGAGCCUGGGACAAGUACGCGUUUGACUUUGAUGCCAUCAACUCUGGAUUGACUUGAUUCCUUUAGUUCCACACGUGGAUUGGACGCUUCGACUGCUCUUGAGUUCGGUCGCGCACUGAGGAUUGCAACUGAUAUUGGUCGCCAAUCGACCAUUGUAUCCAUCUACCAGGCUUCCGAAACUUUGUACACGCUCUUCGACAAAGUCUGCGUAAUUAGUGAAGGUAGGAUGGUCUACUUUGGGCCAGCCGAUCAGGCACGCGAAUACUUCCUGUCGUUGGGAUAUGCACCUCAAGCAGAGCAACAAACAACGCCAGACUUCAUUGUCUCCGUGCGUUAUGAUUCAUGGGUUUUAUUUGAUUCAUUCUAACCCCGGGCAGGUAACGGACCCCGUCGGUCGUAUUGUUCGCCCAGGAUUGACGCCAGAAGAAGAUGCACAUCGUCCACGGACGUCUACUGAACUGGCCGAUCAUUUCCUCAAAUCGGCUUUGAUGAAGAGAAACCUGGAAGAUAUCGAGGCUUAUCAGCAGGAAUGUGCGCCAGGGCAAGAGGACCGAGUUGAGAACUACAAGCGCAGUGCCCAAGCCGAGCAUGCAAAGGGCACCAGGAGAGCGUCGUAUGUGUCGGUCUUGAGAGUAAAAGGCUCCGCUAAUUUUGAUGUAGGCCAUACACAACCUCGAUUUUCAUGCAGGCCCGUGCUGUCAUGCUGCGUCGUGUUCAGAUCAUCAUGGGGUCCAAGCUGCCAACGAUAAUCAACCUCGUGUAACUACUCUCUUUAUUUUGUUCUCUUACAGUUUAACUUUGUUUUCAGGACUUUUGUCAUUCAAGGUCUUAUUGGUAGGUUACUUUUCGAGAAGACCUGGGAAAACUGUUUAUUCUUUACAGUUGGUUCCGUUUUCGUCAACUCUCCCGAGUCAACCUCAGCGUACUUUUCUCGCGGAGGUGUCAUGUUCUUGUGGGUUUCGCUACUGCUUUUACAACCAAUACUCAAUGAAUUAGCGCCCUCUUAUUUGCCGCGUUGUCGAGUAUGGCAGAAAUUGCCACAUUGUUUGCGCAGCGGCCUAUUGUGCUCCGUCAGAGCAAAGCGGCCCUCUACCACCCAUUCAUUGAGGCUCUUGCUUUGACCCUCGUCGACUUGCCUAUCACGUUCGCUACUUGCUCAGUUCGUUGCUUGCUUCUAUUCUCUUUCUUGUUGCUGAUUGUUCUCAUUAGGUUUUCUCGAUUAUACUCUACUUUAUGGUUGGCCUUCAACGGACCGCAGAACAGUUCUUGUAUGUCCCAAUGAUUACCAUGGACUGGAUUUGACCUUUUUCAUAGUAUAUUCUUUUUAUUCCUUUUCAGUAUGGCAUUGACUAUGAAGGCCUUUUUCCGCGCCAUCGCGGCGGCUUUCAAGUCUCCUGCCACAGCCCAAUCAGUUGUAGGCCUAGUUCUACUCAUGCUCGUUUUGUACACCGGCUAUGCCAUUCCCAAGCCAGUAUGUUUCUAGUUUUGCCCCAUGUCAACACACACUGAUUCUUUGACAGUCGAUGUGCGCUUUCGGCUGAUGUCUCCACUUAUCUUGUUGACAUUCUCUCUAGGAUCGGCGCCUUGCGGUGGAUAACCUACAUCAAUCCUCUCCGAUAUGGCUUCGAAUCGGUCAUCGCGAACGAAUUCCGCACUCUGAAUGGAACGUGCUCCUCUUUGGUUCCCCAAGGACCGGGGUACGAGAACAUCACACUCGCGAAUCAAGUCUGCGCGACCGUUGGGGCCUUGCCCGGGCAAAACUUUGUCGACGGGAAUGCAUUCAUCAAAGCUUCAUAUGACUACUCGUACAGCAAUGAAUGGAUGGUAACUCGCCUUCCGCAAUGAGCAAAUGCAUAUCCAUUACUAAUUGGGCUUCCUCAGAACUUCGGCAUUGUGGUUGCUUUUGGUGUCGGCUUCAUCGCGUUUCUCCUAUUCUUCUCUGAAAUCAACACCUCUUCGACGACCGACAACCCUGUGCUUCUGUUCAAGCGCGGUACCAAAGGAGCCCCAGCACUCAUCAAAGCCGGCAACAGCGACGACAUCGAGAAGGCAUCUGCUCGAGAUAGCGAUUCGGCGACUGUUGCGGAGGCUGACAAGACGAAGGAACUCGUGGCUGCUGCUGCACCUCGUAUGACGGACAUUUUCUCGUGGCAGAACCUCAACUACAUCGUGCCGGUUAAAGACGGGGAGCGCAAGUUGCUCGAUAAUGUCUCGGGAUUUGUGGUUCCCGGGAAGCUGACUGCUUUAAUGUUCGUCAUGUCUCAAUUGUUUAUAACCGAAAAGUUAAUUGAUGGGUGCAGGGGCGAAUCGGGUGCAGGCAAGACUACUCUGCUCAACGUGUUGGCGGAACGAACGACUACCGGUGUUGUUCAAGGAGAUAUCUUCGUCAACGGACAUCGGCCCCCUCAUGACUUCCGUUCCCAAACCGGUUAUGUCCAACAAAUGGACACCCAUGUCCCAACCGACACAGUUCGUGAGGCUUUAUUGUUCUCUGCGACGCUUCGUCAGCCAGCCUCUGUUCCCAUGGAAGAAAAGGUUGCCUAGUGAGUGAUAAUUCUUGUCUGAUGUUAGUUUUUGAAACGUUACAGUGUCGAAACCUGCUUGAAGAUGUGUGGAUUAGAAGAGGUCGCUGACGCGUCCGUCGGAAGUCUUGGGAUCGAGCAUCGUAAAAGGACCACCAUUGGCGUCGAGUUGGCAGCAAAACCCAAACUGCUCCUCUUCCUCGACGAGGUAUGUUUGCAGUUUUGUGAGUUUCAAGUAACUGAUUAGGCCCAGCCCACGUCCGGUCUUGACUCUCAGAGUGCUUGGGCCAUCAUGUUGUUCCUUCAGCAGCUUGCUGCGAACGGUCAGGCCAUCCUUUGCACCAUUCACCAGGCGAGUUUUUGCAUUAUUUCUCCUUCGGCAACUGACGCCGAUCAAUAUAGCCUUCGGCCGAAUUAUUCCAGAUCUUUGACCGGCUGCUCCUGCUGAGGAAAGGAGGACAGGUUGUUUACUUUGGCGAUCUUGGACCCAGUUCAUCCACGCUCAUCAACUAUUUCCAACGGAAUGGUGCGCGGUCGUACCAGGCGGGGGGAGAACCCCGCCGAAUUCAUGCUGGAUGUUAUCGGAGCUGGCGCGACUGCUACCAGCUCGCAAGAUUGGGAAGCUGUUUGGCGCAAAUCCUCCGAGUCGUCGCAAUUCCGCGAAGAGCUGGAACGGAUUCAGGCGGAAGGCCGGGCGCGUGGCGCCGUUGAGGCCGAGCUUCAUGCCGAUUUUGCGACACCAUGGAUCCAGCAGGCAACGAGUUUGUUCCGGCGGGAUAUUCGAUUCAGAUGGAGAAAUCCCACCUAUCUCCUUGCAAAACUCGUUCUCAACAUUGCGUCGGGUCUAUUCAUUGGUUUUACUUUCUACAAGCCGAAAGCGACGCAACAAGGAACGCAGAACCAGCUUUUUGCCAUCUACAUGUCGACUAUCUUGGCUGCCCCUCUUUCCAACCAACUGCAAGUCCCAUUCCUCGAAAUGCGAAAUAUCUACGAGAUCCGUGAAGGCCCGACCAAGUUCUACAGCUGGACGGCACUCAUCACGUCUGCAUUCCUCUCGGAACUGCCUUGGAACAUCAUUGGGUCCUCGCUGUACUUCCUGUGUUGGUUCUGGACAGUCGGUUUCGACAACGAUCGCGCUGGCUAUACCUACCUGAUGCUUGGUGUGGUGUUCCCGCUGUAUUACACCUCGCUGGGCCAAGCAGUAGCCUCGAUGGCUCCCAACGCCGAAAUUGCUGCUGUCCUGUUCAGCUUCUUCUUCUCGUUCAUCCUGACUUUCAAUGGUGUCCUGCAGCCCUUCCGCGCGCUCGGAUGGUGGCAGUGGAUGUACCGCGUCUCGCCUUUUACAUAUAUGACUGAGGGUCUUUUGGGUCAAGCGCUGGGGAGACAUCCCAUUACUUGCAGCGCGGUCGAGCUCGUGACGAUCGAGCCACCAGCCGGUCAAACCUGCGGACAAUUCAUGGCGACCUAUAUCUCGAACGCGGGUGGAUAUUUGACGAACCAGGAUGCGACGUCAGCUUGCCAGUUUUGUUCGACUGCCACGACUGAUCAAUUCCUCGGAGCGAGCUUCAACAUCUUUUACUCGCACCACUGGCGGAAUACGGGGCUGUUGUUUGUGUAUAUUGGAGUCAAUAUUAUCAGCUUGUACUUGAUGACCUACAUCUUCCGCGUUCGCACGACCAGCAUAUUUUCGGUGUUCCGGAGGGGCAAAAAGAGCUCCAACUAG